Molecule: messenger RNA, 5070 nt
Organism: Pieris rapae (cabbage white)
Lineage: Eukaryota; Metazoa; Arthropoda; Insecta; Lepidoptera; Pieridae
Gene: kibra
Product: protein kibra
Exons: 20
Coding region: 250-3696 (1148 amino acids)
Biological process (GO): cell migration; regulation of hippo signaling; negative regulation of organ growth
Cellular component (GO): cytoplasm
Molecular function (GO): molecular adaptor activity; kinase binding
Source: RefSeq, a predicted model, not a curated record
GUCCGCGCGAUUCAGUCAGCGACGCGAGUUCGCGCAAAGCGGUCGUAUGUAUAUUCCGUGUCGAUCGAGUGACGUACGGAACUUUGUGUUCGCGUUCGCGUACGCGCCGCAUUCCAUCGUGGGGGCCCUUCGCCGCCAUUGGUUGAACCCACGUGACGUCACUCCUCGUAAUGAGGUAUUCAACAUGGCCGUGUAGCUAGUUCGCGAGUGUGCUUCGUUAUUCGUUUGAAUGGAUUUAAUCAGUGAAAUAUGCCAAGGAGACGAAACGGUGAGAUACCCUUGCCCGACGGAUGGGAUUACGCGAGGGACUUUGACGGAAAACUCUAUUUCAUCGACCACAACAGUAGAAAAACGACGUGGAUUGACCCGCGAGACAGAUAUACGAAGCCCCAGUCGUUUGCGGAUUGCAUUGGAAAUGAACUGCCGCUUGGUUGGGAGGAGGCCUACGACCCUCAAAUCGGGCCAUACUAUAUCAACCAUGUCAAUCAGGUGACGCAGUUAGAAGACCCGAGGUUAGAAUGGCUGAGCAUUCAAGAGGCGAUGCUGAGGGACUACCUCCACACUGCCCAAGAGGCUCUAGAGGCAAAACGUGAGAUGUACGAUGUGAAGAAACAAAGGUUGUGCCUGGCCCAAGACGAGUACAAACAUUUGAACAACGCACUUUCGACCCUCGCCGCCUCUAGGACUAGCUUAUGUUCUUCAACAACUUCGGUUACAACCACAUCUACCACAUCAAGGCAUGACCCAGAACAGUUGAGGUGUGAAGUGACACAGGCCAGGGGUAGGGUUGCUCAGCUCCGGAAAGAGUUGAGGCAAGCGAGAGCUGAAGUUGCCUGCGCCAGACGUGGUGUUGAUACACUAGCCGAAGUCGAACAAAAGCUUAGCGCCCAGCAGGGCUGCUACAACAUAACUGAAGCCCAGGCGAUCAUGACCGAGCUGAAGAACAUCCAAAAGUCUCUUACUUCCGGGGAGAAAGAGAGAGCAGACCUCAUGCAAUCACUAGCCAAAUUAAAAGAUGACCUCACGAGGUUACAACUAGGAGAGGCCUCCCCAGACCUCUCCACCUUAACUCUUCCUCAAGAGAAACUAAGCACUGCCUCACAAACCGACCUCUGUGCGGACUUAGUACCCAUCGGUACAAGACUGGCUGAAAUGGCGCGGGUUCGCCUCCAAUACGACGAAGCCAGGAAACGUAUUCAGCAAAUCCAACAGCAAUUAGCAGACUUAGAGGACAAAGUGCAACCAGGUCAAGCGGAAUCAGACAAGGACCGCCUUCUCCUAUUCCAAGAGAAGGAGCAGCUAUUACGAGAGCUUCGAAGUAUUACACCAAGAACUCGAUCGAAGCAGGAGAUGAGUGACAUACAAUCCGAAUGCAGGCGUUUGGAGCAAGACCUGAAGAAUGCUUUUGAAAUGUCGAAUAAAUGUAUAGCGGAUAGGUUGAGGCUACACGAAGAGAAGCAGCUGCUAUUACAGCAGUUGAAGGAUGCCUUGACAUCAAUGACGACCUUGGAAGGACAGUUGAAGACGUUAUCAGCUUCCACGCUAUCAGUUUCCAGUAGUUCCAGCUUGGGUUCCCUUUCCACAGCAAGUAGUAAGGGAUCUUUAAGUUCAGGAAUCAGUUUUACCGAUAUCUAUGGUGGGCCGCAGAUAGCAUCUUUCCAAACGGAUAAACCAAUAGACAUGGUCGAUUUACAUCGGAGGGUUGAGAGGCUACUACGCGGUUCUAGUUACAACGACAGCGCGACUCCAGGUGCCAGUAGCUGUCAAUCACAGCCUUCACUUUCGCCUAGAAGCAGUCUUUCUUCUGCCAGCCCACCACCACCACCGCCUUCAUACACUCAGGUUGAAAGACAAAGACGGCAACAGAGGGAGUUGGAAGAUAAGUUAGCGGAGAUGAGGAUAGGUGUUGCAACUGGCCUUAACGAAGUCACGGGAUUGGCUACCAGUAUUCCAGUACAAGUACAAGGCCCGGGACGGCCCGCGGAGCCGCUAUCUCCAAUCUCUGAGACUCCCCCGCCACUGUCACCCACCUGCUCGUCUAGUGGCACAAACACUAGAUCUGUAUCAGCAGCCGUGAGCGACGAGUCAGUGGCGGGAGAUUCUGGAGUCUUCGAAGCUGCUCAGGCGGCCGAUUCUUCUAACAUAGUGAACAGUGCGCAAAUUGAAAUCAAAUUACGUUACUGUUCGGAUGAAACUGCGUUGGAGAUCGGAAUCAUUCGAGCGAGGAACCUUCAUGCUCUAUACAUUGACAACGGGACGGAAGUAUCUGUCCGUGGUGCCUUAGUGGUAGGCGGUGGUGGUGGUAUUGUAUUCAAUACGCCAGCCUUAGCAUGGCGAGGGACGACUCUGGUAUGGAGGAACAACCAGCGGGCGUCCAUCGGGUCAAGAGCACUGAGAGCCGCUACUUUGCAAAUUAAUUUAGCGGCCGACAGCGAAUGCUUGGGCUGUACACAAGUGAGCUUGGCAGACUUUGGCCCAGAAACAACUUCACAAAAGUGGUAUAACGUGUUGAGCUUCAGAAGUAUGAGAAGGGAUGAAAGCUCUGAUGAAUCUACCGUUAUUUCUUCGCAAACGUCUACUCUCACAAGGAAUAGAGGUCCUGAGAGUAUGACAGGAGCUGAGUGUAAUAUUGAAUGUGGAGAUGACUCCGCGUCUGAAGACGAAGAGUCAAGAGAACCACUAAAUCAGAUCGUUGAAGAAGACUCAUUCGAGGAUUACAUUCCGGAGGAAGAAUUAAAUCUAGAGGAGGAGUAUCUUCCUUCCACAGCAGAGAAGGAGACCAACACCGAGUGUAACUUCUGUCCAGAGGGCGCCAGACAACUUCAUAGGAGGAAAAGUCAACAAGUAAGCACAAAUCAAGAGGAGUCGCUCGCGACAAUCAAAAGAUCUCAAACUUUCUCACCGCAACCGCAAAGCAUUGGCAAAGGACAUUAUAUGUGCAGACUCAACCGUUCAGAAUCUGAUUCCUCGAUGUCUCAAUAUGCAAGGAGGGCUCUUCACCCACCCACAGCACCUGGUAUACCUUUUGAUAGGACACUGAAAGAAAGACGUUCUCUCAGAUGGGGCCGCGCGCGCGGUGCCGCCGUUAGACACAGCUCGACGAAGCGAAGCGCGCGAACUUCGCUCGAUUUGUCUCUGGAUCUCAAAGCUCAUCACUCCCGCCUCACCGAUUUACGGCAAGAGAUCGCUCAUCUCACACUCCUGAAGAAACGGCUUGAAGAAGCUUGCGCCAAAGGUGACCCCACGAUAGCGGCGUGGGUGGCUGAAGACGAAACCCUUCGAAGGCUGAUCUCAGCACCAGAAAGUGCAAGCAAUGACCGAGUCUCCAAGUUAUUCCAGAGGACAUGCAAAGAGAUCUAUCGUCUAAGAAAAUCAAGGCAGGGUGGAAGGAAACCAGACCUCGUUACAUUCAAAGAAAAAAUGGCAUUCUUCACUCGCACCAAAUCAACGGUACCAACAAUGCCCGAUGAUGCAAAUUCGGAUGACGAUUGGGAGCAAGAUUUAGAAGAACGAAGCACUCCAGAUGGCAGGUCUUCUAAGACGUCGUUUGAAAAGACCGCUCCGGCACAAGAACCUGUCGAAUGCAAGAAUCCUUGUAUGCCCGAAGCUAAUUUUGAUAACGAACUCAAAAUAAGUGAAGAAGAGGAGGUUAGGUACGAUUUUGUAGUCGAUAGAGUUUUAGGAGUUCAGGUUUGAGUUCCCCGGAGCACAAUUCUGGUUUGAAUAUCAAAAUAUCAAAUGAUGGGUCACAUACGUAUACUUAGUUUGAUUUGACUAUUGUCGACAUGCCAUAAACCAAUAUUUAAACUUCGAUUUUUGUCAAAGUCAAUAUUUGGCUAAGGGGCUGCUCAAGUAUUACCUAAGCACUGUAAUUUAUCCCAAGCAAAGUUCUCUCAAAAAUAAUAUUUCAUAAACGUAUUAAUUUUUUUAUGGAAUCCUCGAAAAUGCAUUCCGUUUUCAAGCAUAGACAAUGUGGGUAAUAUGUGUUUUUCUACACAUGAAGAGAAUGAUUACUGAUGACGUCAUCACCUUUUAAGAAAAUCAAAAUAACCCUAUCUCUGUAUAGUGCUUACGUAAUACUUGAACGGCCCCGAACUUGGCAUUAAUGUUAGAAAAUGGUAGUUUCAAGUGUUGCCAACGGCACCUAUUGUUCGUAAAAAUCUGUGAUUUUAUUUGCCUUUUGAGAUUUCUGGUUGAAGACUGAGUGUAAUUAACGUACGAAGCGGGUGCCAUAUCAGUUCGCUAUGUUCAAAAUAUAUGUAUUUUAUUUGAGGCGGUUUUAUUAAAUUAUAUAAAACAAGGCAGUCCAACUGAAAGUUGCAAUGACGAAGCGGUAACAUUUUUGCGUCAGUAAUGUAAAUAAAGUAUUAUGUUUUUAAUAAAACCGUUGGAGUUCGUACAAAAACGUGCCUUUUUCGGUGCCUGGGCGUUCGUGCCAUACGGCAUUUACGUACAAAACGGUGGGUCACAAAUAAAUGCCAAAAUAUUGUGGGUUCGUGUACAUAUUGCCCACGUGGGUAGACCACCGAAUAGCUUGGCCAAAAACGCUUUGUAUAUGGCUAACGUAUUGGGCUACAUUUUGUGACCAAUUUAAGUAAUUUAGUUUCAAAACGUAGCUCAAAUACGUAUUAAAUUAUUCAUUCCUUGAUAAUCAGUUUUAAAUUACAAAAUGGCAAAAAUUCUACUAAAUUAGUAGGAUUUAAUUAGUAGAUUGUCCGCCAUUUUGUAGUGUAAAACUUAGUUGACGUUUUUAAACGUGCAAUACGUGUAAAUAAUUUGUUCGUUGUAUCGAUCUGAACAGUAGCUGAUCAUAUAGCUUCAUUUACGUAAAUUGAUCGGUGCAUAAAUUUAAUGUAAAUUUUGUAAAUCUGUAAAUAUGAGAUUAAAAUGCAUUCUGAUUUCAUUAGAUCUAUAAAAUAGUUGUAUAAAUGCUAAGUUGUUUAGGUGAAUUUGGAUUUGCCAAAAUAAUAUAUGUUUUAAAUCUUCCAUUAAACAAAGGGAUUAUAUUUUGUAAAGAUGCCAAUACUGACGAUUGCAGUUAAUAUAAAAUGAAAAUAAAACAAUAAAUUU